AUGGAGCGCUCCAACCGGACGACCAGCUACGUCCUCGCAGACGACAAAAGAGAAGCGAAGCAGGUCAUCGACGUGGAUCGACUAGAGCCGAAAUACGCGGCGCUGAUAGAAAGAUGCCGGGCCAUCGAAGGCUGCUACAUCGAGAACCUGAAGUGCUGCCACAAGAUCUUCCAGAAUCUGCGCAACUUCGGUGUGCACAUCACCAAAAUCCACCGCAGCAUGGAGGACGACGUCAAAGCCGGCAAGACCUUCGCCUGCCACAUUUGCGAGGGGCGGACUUACAGAAGCACCUUCGCUCUUCAGCGGCACCUGAGAGAGACGCAUCGAAGCAUGGACCACAACUCGAUCAGAAGAGCAGUCGAAAGGGCCAAAAUUGCGCAAGAGAACGGCAUUGCGCUCAAUGAACGACACUGGCGCCAGAACCACCUCGAGUCCGAUUACAACGUAAUGCUGAGCACGGAGACUUGCGACGUUUGCGAGAGCAAGCAUCCGGAUCCGCGGACGCUGGCCACGCACAUGGCCAGAACGCACAAAGACUACUGGAUCUUUGACGCGUUUGGAAGACACAAGGACAAUCCCAACUUCGAGGCGCCGAGUUUUGAAGAAAAUGAAAACAUAGAAGAGAACUUCGUGAUUCCGAGAAAAUCCGACAGAAAGUCGAAAAAGUCUCUUUCCCAAGAAAACAUCUCAAGUCUGCGAAAGCUUCAAAUCUCCAACGGCCAAAAGCAAAACCAAAAUCAGUCGAAUAGCGUCAAAAACGAAGUCGAAAUCGUCAAAUUCGACUUCGACGGCGUCGAGGGAGAAGACGAAAGCGAGGAAAUCGAAGAGAUCGACACUUCCCUUUCGAAUCAGGAAGAGAAGCUCCUUUCUGGCGACGAAAUCGGCACGAAUAUGAAUGGAACGCUGAUUCGCACCUGCUCCCUUUGCAAGACUCGGUUCAACGAUGCUCCUCAAUACAGGGAACACAUGAAAGCGGAGCACUCGGACGUCAACUGGGAAAAGAUGCCGCAAUUCGAAUGUCCCGAUUGUGGGAAAAUGUUUUCCCAGCACUCGAAUAUGCGCCGCCACCAUCGAAUCCACACAGGCGAAAGUCUUUUCGAUUGCAACAUUUGCGGGCGAGGCUUCAUCCAAAAAGUAGCGCUGCAGUAUCACCUGACUACGGUGCAUUCUGGCGACUCGAACGAAUGCAAAAUAUGCGGAAAAUUCUUCAAAGACGCGCAAGAUCUCAAAACGCACAUCAGAGUUCAUACAGGUCGAAAAGCAGGCUCAUUCGUCAAAGAAAUCGGAAAGAGCAAGGCUGCAAAGAAAGAAAGAGAGCAAAAGAAAGAGUCGAAAAGUGCGGAAGCGACGAACGGAAGUCCACAGCUAAUCACUAAUUCGCGGAAAAGGAAGAGAAGAUCCGAAAUCGAGCAUGUUCACGACGACGAGGAGGAGGAAGAAACUCCGAAGACCUACAGUUGCCCAAUUUGCACGAGAAACGUGGAAUUCUCGCGCCGCGAAUUCCUCGACCAGCACUUGCUCCACCACGAAGACUGUCUGGCGAUUCUUCAGCGCAAGCGACCGCGCCGCCCAGAGGUCGAAAGAGCCAACCACGAGAAAAUGAUGGAAGAACUCUACAAAAACUGCCCCUUCAAAAUGAAACGAUCGAAAACGAUGAGUAGCAUUUUAAAUGAAAGCGAGGAAGACGAGCUGCUGGAACCGGCGCCAAAGCAGGAGCGAGUUCGACUCAUUCCCCGCGAGUUCAGCUGCAAACGGAUAGAAGGAACGAACUGCACAUUCACGAGCAGAGUGGAGGCCAUCUUCCGAGAACACAUCCUCACCCACGUGACGGAAAAGCUAAAGAAAGAAGGACUCCUGGACAAUAAUUAA
Molecule: messenger RNA, 1869 nt
Organism: Oikopleura dioica
Lineage: Eukaryota; Metazoa; Chordata; Appendicularia; Copelata; Oikopleuridae
Source: the annotation of a GenBank genome assembly